Molecule: messenger RNA, 3224 nt
Organism: Mustela erminea (ermine)
Lineage: Eukaryota; Metazoa; Chordata; Mammalia; Carnivora; Mustelidae
Gene: EXOSC10
Product: exosome component 10
Exons: 25
Coding region: 386-3112 (908 amino acids)
Biological process (GO): exonucleolytic trimming to generate mature 3'-end of 5.8S rRNA from tricistronic rRNA transcript (SSU-rRNA, 5.8S rRNA, LSU-rRNA); nuclear polyadenylation-dependent CUT catabolic process; histone mRNA catabolic process
Cellular component (GO): nuclear exosome (RNase complex); nucleolus
Molecular function (GO): nucleotide binding; nucleic acid binding; 3'-5'-RNA exonuclease activity
Source: RefSeq, a predicted model, not a curated record
CUCUAACAGUUUGCCUGCAAGGGGCUGGAAGGCGCAGCGUGAUGUUUCAUGUCUCCGGAGCUGACCGCGACGCCAGCAUACGUGUAGGCCGGUAGGAAUGAACCAGCGCCGAGGGCGAAGACAGCCUGUGUCCGAGAGAGGGGAUCGGUUAAUUGCAGCCCAGAUCUAGCGCGUGAGGCGGGCACCAGAAGAGCUUGGGAGAGGCUGGCCUUAAAAAUGAGAUUAACUGAGUCCCCCCGGGUCCCACCGUAAAUCACAAGGUUAUCCAGAUGAUAAGAUGUGAGGUUAAACAGAAAAUGUAAACUUCCCCCGGUCGAGGAGCUCCGGGACGGUAACUAACCACCACCCCGCCGCCAGCUCGGCCGCAGAACGACCAACUUUGCACAUGCGCGGUGGGCACACGUCGCGUCGGCCUGAGGCACUCUCGCGAGAAGAGCCGUGCAGGCCGGGAAAAAUGGCGCCUCCCAGCCCCCGAGAGCCGAAGGCCCCGACUGCCACGAGCGCCGCCAACCCCGACGGGGAAAUGGUGCUGCCGGGCUUCCCGGACGCGGACAGCUUCGUGAAGUUUGCUCUCGGGUCAGUAGUGGCAGUCACCAAGGCAUCUGGGGGCCUACCACAGUUUGGCGAUGAGUAUGAUUUCUACCGAAGUUUUCCUGGCUUCCAGGCAUUUUGUGAAACACAGGGAGACAGGUUGCUUCAGUGUAUGAGUAGGGUAAUGCAGUACCAUGGGUGUCGAAGCAACAUUAAGGACCGAAGUAAAGUGACGGAGCUGGAGGACAAGUUUGAUUUACUAGUUGAUACCAAUGAUGUCAUUCUGGAAAGAGUGGGUAUUUUACUGGAUGAAGCAUCAGGUGUGAAUAAGAAUCAACAGCCGGUCCUCCCAGCAGGAUUGCAGGUUCCCAAAACGAUAGUGUCCAGCUGGAACCGGAAGGCCGGAGAGUAUAGCAAAAAAACAAAAUCUGAAACUUUCCGGUUGCUUCACGCAAAAAACAUCGUCCGGCCUCAGCUUAAAUUCCGAGAGAAGGUCGACAACUCCAACACUCCGUUUCUUCCCAAGAUCUUCAUCAAGCCCAAUGCUCAGAAACCCCUGCCUCAGGCACUCUCUAAAGAAAGGAGGGAGCGCCCGCAGGACCGGCCGGAAGACCUGGACGUCCCCCCUGCGCUGGCGGAUUUCAUCCAUCAGCAGAGAACCCAGCAGGUGGAGCAGGACAUGUUUGCACAUCCUUAUCAGUAUGAGCUGGAUCACUUCACUCCACCGGAUUCAGUCCUGCAAAAGCCACAGCCUCAGUUAUACAGGCCUGUGGCAGAGACGCCCUGCCAUUUCGUGUCCUCCCUGGAUGAGCUGGUGGAACUCAAUGAAAAGCUCUUGACUUGCCAAGAAUUCGCGGUAGACUUAGAGCACCACUCGUACAGGAGCUUCUUGGGGCUGACCUGCCUAAUGCAGAUCUCCACCCGAACAGAAGACUUCAUCGUGGACACGCUGGAGCUUCGCAGCGACAUGUACAUUCUCAACGAGAGCCUCACAGACCCUGCCAUCGUCAAGGUCUUCCACGGUGCUGACUCAGACAUUGAAUGGCUCCAGAAAGACUUCGGCUUGUACGUAGUGAAUAUGUUUGAUACCCAUCAGGCAGCACGCCUCCUGAACCUGGGCCGGCACUCCCUGGACCACCUCCUGAAACUCUACUGCGGUGUGGAGUCGAACAAGCAGUACCAGCUGGCCGACUGGAGAAUACGACCUCUGCCCGAGGAAAUGCUCCACUAUGCCCGGGACGACACCCAUUACCUGCUUUACAUCUAUGAUAAAAUGCGGCUGGAGCUGUGGGAGCGGGGCAACGAGCAGCCCGUGCAGCUGCAGGUCGUGUGGCAGCGCAGCAGGGACAUCUGCCUUAAGAAAUUCGUCAAGCCCAUCUUCACGGACGAGUCCUAUCUUGAACUGUACAGGAAGCAGAAGAAGCAUCUCAACACCCAGCAGCUGACAGCCUUUCAGCUGCUGUUUGCCUGGAGGGAUAAAACGGCUCGUAGGGAGGAUGAAAGUUAUGGAUACGUCCUGCCUAACCACAUGAUGCUGAAGAUCGCUGAAGAACUGCCCAAGGAACCUCAAGGCAUCAUAGCUUGCUGUAACCCUGUCCCACCUCUUGUGCGGCAGCAGCUCAAUGAGAUACAUCUUUUAAUCCAGCAGGCCCGGGAGAUGCCCUUGCUCAAGUCUGAAGUUGCAGCUGGCGUGCGGAAGAGCGGCCCACUGCCUGGUCCCGAGAGAUUGGAGAAUGUUCUCUUCGGACCCCACGACUGCUCCCACGCCUCUUCAGAUGGCUACCCUGUCAUCCCCAGCAACGGGCCUGCGCCAGCACAGAAACAGACAAGCCUCUUCCCCGACCAAAGAGAGGAGACCCUGCCAGAUACCAGAUGCCUUAUUGCUACUGCCGUCAUCACACUGUUUAACGAGCCGAGUGUCGAAGAAGCUAGAAAGAGCCCAUUAACGGUUGCCCAGAAGAAAGCCCAGAACAUAAUGGCGUCCUUUGAAAAUCCAUUUAAGAUGUUCCUGCCUUCCCUUGAACACCGCGCUCACGUUUCUCAGGCAGCAAAGUUCGAUCCGUCAUCAAAAAUCUACGAAAUCAGCAACCGCUGGAAGCUGGCAAGCCAGGUGCAGACGCACAAAGGGCCUAAAGAAACGGCCAAGGAGAAGGCGGCGGAGCAAACAGCCGCGCGGGACCAGGCCAAGGAGGAGUACCAGGCGACCGCGGAGCAGGCCGUGUCUGUCCGACAGCAGGCUGCCCUGGAGAGUGCGGCCAAGAAGAGAGAGCGAACCACAAGUGACCCGAGGACCACAGAGCAGAAACAAGAGAAGAAACGACUCAAAACUUCCAAGAAGUCAAAAGACCCGGAUCCACCAGAAAAAGAUUUCACCCCUUAUGACUAUAGCAAGUCAGAUUUCAAGGCUUUUGCUGGAAACAGCAAAGCGAAACCUUCCCAGUUUGAUCCAAAUAAGCAGACCCAGCCCGGCAAGAAAUGCAUUGCACCCAAAAAACUUAAGCAGUCGGUGGGAAACAAAAGCAUGUCCUUUCCAACCGGAAAGUCAGACAGGGGUUUCAGGCACAGCUGGCCAAAGAGAUAGAGGCGGAAGAGACCCUUGGAACUCCCCAGAGGACUGGAAGCACUGAGUGGUGCUGCUGCUUUUUGUACGGACCCCUUUUUAAACCAUUAAAAAUAAUUCUUGUUGGAAGAAA